Molecule: messenger RNA, 6557 nt
Organism: Cyprinus carpio (common carp)
Lineage: Eukaryota; Metazoa; Chordata; Actinopteri; Cypriniformes; Cyprinidae
Product: potassium voltage-gated channel subfamily A member 1
Biological process (GO): potassium ion transmembrane transport; protein homooligomerization
Cellular component (GO): membrane; juxtaparanode region of axon; synapse
Molecular function (GO): delayed rectifier potassium channel activity; protein binding
Source: RefSeq, a predicted model, not a curated record
UGUGCAAUACAGUGCAACAAUAUGUUGGGCAUGUUUAUGGAAUUAUUCCCUCUCCCCUUAUUGAUCCCCCCUUUAAGAAGCCUUUCGCAUCCAUACCCCCCUGUCAGUGUGUCCAGAAGAAAACAGACUGCUCGUCAUCUUGUCUACUCGUAAGAGGGAAAUUUUGCUGAUGCAGUAAUGUCUGGAAAUGCAUCGCUUGCGAAUGUCGUGAAUCAUUUCCGUUAUGGAUGUGAUAUUUGUGGAAAGCAACCGAACAGUUUGAAAGUGAGAAGAUGUGAAGAGCCUUUUACAAGCGUAUUUUCUACAACAAAAGGGAAUCGAUGGUGCAUUACUGACAGGAGACUGCUGGCAGAAGACGCAUUCCUUCAGUAGAGGCAGCUGUAGUGGAUGCAGCGGAAAGGAGCGAUGGUCGAAUCAGUGACAACCGCAGUGGGGCCACACUGAGGAAAGAUCAAGUUAUACCCUAUACCCAGGGAUCGAGAUAGAUUUGAGGGUCUGGAAACGGAGAAAAGGAAGGAAAGCGACGCCUUUGGGAGGGCAGUUGGAUGUCUACUCAAUUAAAUUAACUCCUGCGGAGCACCAUCUUUGACCUGCAGGAUGACAGUCGUGGCUGGGGACAACAUGGACGAGACCUCUGCCGUACCGGGGCAUCCGCAGGACACAUACCACCCUGACCACGACGAUCACGAAUGCUGUGAACGGGUGGUCAUCAACAUAGCUGGGCUGCGCUUUGAGACCCAGCUCAAAACUCUUGCCCAGUUUCCAGAGACUCUGUUAGGUAACCCAAAGAAGCGAAUGCGGUAUUUCGAUCCCUUGAGAAACGAGUACUUCUUCGACAGAAAUCGUCCAAGCUUUGAUGCCAUCCUCUACUACUAUCAGUCUGGGGGAAGACUGAGAAGGCCUGCAAACGUCCCGUUGGAUAUGUUCUCAGAAGAAAUUAAGUUCUAUGAACUUGGGGUCGAGGCGAUGGAGAAGUUCCGUGAAGAUGAGGGCUUCAUUCGGGAGGAAGAGCGGCCUUUACCGGAGCGUGAAUUUCAACGGCAAAUCUGGCUUCUGUUUGAGCAUCCCGAAAGCUCGGGGGGCGCCAGAGGAAUUGCUAUUGUGUCUGUUAUGGUCAUUUUAAUUUCCAUUGUCAUUUUCUGUUUGGAGACUUUACCUGAACUGAAAGGGGACCCUGAGGGGCGAAUACAGACUGUAGGCAACACCACCUUCUAUUACAAACCAAACAUCUUGACCGAUCCCUUCUUCAUCGUAGAGACCCUCUGCAUCAUCUGGUUCUCAUUUGAACUGAUUGUGCGCUUUUUUGCUUGCCCAAGCAAAGCAGCCUUCUUUAAGAACAUGAUGAACACCAUAGACAUUGUGGCCAUCAUCCCCUACUUCAUCACACUGGGUACAGAGUUAGCAGAGGAACCGGAUGGAAAAGAGAUAAAGGGAGAGCAGGCAACAUCACUGGCCAUCCUCAGGGUGAUCCGUCUGGUCAGGGUGUUCAGGAUCUUUAAGCUGUCCAGACACUCCAAAGGCCUUCAGAUUUUGGGACAGACCCUGAAAGCCAGUAUGCGAGAACUUGGAUUGCUUAUUUUCUUCCUCUUCAUUGGUGUCAUAUUGUUCUCCAGUGCUGUGUAUUUUGCAGAGGCAGAGGAGAAAGAGUCCCACUUCAGCAGCAUCCCAGAUGCGUUCUGGUGGGCGGUUGUGUCGAUGACCACCGUAGGCUAUGGGGACAUGGUGCCGGUGACUAUAGGGGGCAAGAUCGUGGGUUCCCUGUGCGCCAUCGCUGGUGUGCUGACCAUCGCCCUCCCCGUGCCUGUCAUCGUGUCCAACUUCAACUAUUUCUACCAUAGAGAAACUGAAGGAGAGGAGCAGGCCCAACUGCUCAACGUGAGCAACCCGAACAUUGCCUCUGAUUCCAACUCCAGUCGUCGCAGCUCCUCCACCGUCAGCAAGUCUGAGUACAUGGAGAUAGACGGAGACAUAAACAACAGCAUCGACAAUUUCAGAGAGGCCAACCUCAGAACUGGCAACUGCACUAUCCCUAAUCAGAACUGUGUGAACAAAAGUAAGCUGCUAACCGAUGUCUAGAGACACAGUAGAAAAUUCAGUCCCAUACAUAUGAAUGCUUACUUUACCUCCUCUCGAGAGCCCUUGCAAUGCGAAUAUCUCUACAAUGCAGACGAAAGAAAGACACUACACCAAAACAUAUAGAACAUAACUGCGGCAAAUGAGGCAGAUGAUUCAGUAUAUACUUAGUCUAAUACAUUUCCAAAGAGGAUGAUUGAAAAAAAGCCUUUUCCAGCACCUAGCUAACGUCCACAGGCAUUGAAGGACUCUCGACGACGGAUUACUUAAACAUCACGCAUGGACUGCAGACUACAUUUCAGCAAGCUGCACACUGCAUCCGGGAAAGUGCAUAAAAGACUAAGUGCAGUGUUUGGUGGACGCCUCGUCCGUAGGUGGUCUUCCUCAACUGACCAGCAAAGCACCUUAUAUGAACAAGACUUAUCUUCUGCUGGGAUGCUACGGAGGCCAAGGUCAUCGCCUCAUGGACAUCCGCAUUGCUGCUAUUUUCCAGCAGAUGCUGUAAUUUAGAAAUCACCAAGUGAUUAAAUGCCAUGCCCUUUAGAUAUAAGACAGCACAAUGGCAAAAGAGGAGCCUCAUAGUUAGCAUGUUUUGAUUAUCCUCAUUUUGAUAUUGGCAUGCGUCGGACAUUACCUCAUGAUGAUAGGAAAUCCAUUCCUGUUUUGCUUUUCGUUUGCGUUCAGUUCCAUCAGCUCCCCUCUCCAUAGACCUCCUCUCAUUUGUCACCAUGAAAAGUGCACUAGUGUGUCAUGAUUUGAGAUGCUUAUCAUUUAGGUGUAUUUAAAGACUGAAUGUUUAACCUUACGGGAAACAGAAUCUUAAUGAUAUCAUAGCAUGUCAAAAGAACCUGCAUUAUGGCCUAAUCAACUAAGGUACUGUGUAUCCUAGUAUAUUUAAUGCAUGACAUCGGUAUUAUACAGCUUGUUGCUAUUGAGAUACCUCAUAAGGGUGUCGUUGUUACAAUCAGGGAAACUAGGGACGCUGAUUCCUUGACAUUUUCUGAAAUGUGACAAAAUAUAUAUGCAAGCCCCAAUGCUGGGAUGCAAACUUUUCAAUCUAAAAAGUAGUCAAAGACAGAAAAAGAACUAUCAAGAUACUUUUAAAUGCAUAUACUCAUACUAAGCGCACCUGUUAAAACAAAAAAAAACAAAAAAAUUAUUAUAACUUAAAUAGUGCAGUGCAUGGGCAUUCUCUCUCUCUUGAGGAACACACACACAAAAACAAAAAAACUAUGGGCAAUUAUACUUCACGCUUCCAUUUUGCAAUCAAAUUUAGGAUUUAUGAUAUUAAAAAUUGCUUGAUUUAUCUUAGCAGGAUGCAAAAGAGAUCAUGGCAGAAUUACUCAUAUUAGUUGCUAGUGCCUUUGACCCUCUCAGCAACCGGACAGGUGAAAGUGCCUCUGAGUAACUGGAGUUUUAGGCAGGGCAAGGGAACAAUAUCUGCUCUAGAACUGUCAUGAUGUAUAUUGAGGCUGGUCAUUACAGUGUAUACAGAGUGCUUUUCAUUUUCGUUGUUGUUCUUUUGAACGUGACACAUGGUUGUCAGGCACAAAAGCUAACCUUUUCUGUGUUUUCAUAUGACAGCUAAGCUUGAAUAUGAAAUUGGAUAUACGACUUUCACACGAUGGUACCUUUUAGAGUUUUCAAUCUGCCUUUCAUUGUGGUUUUGAUUAUGUUGUGCCAUAAUAAAGAUUCUACCUCAGUGAGGUCGCCGCACAGCUCACUGCAGAGCAGAACACGAGAGUACAUAACAGCCUGUGAAGUGUGAUGAUACGUCAGAAAUAAUACACUUAAGAGUACCCCCAGAAUUAGCCUUUUUUUCGAGCACUUAAAACAAACGCAACAAUGCGACCGCCCCUGACCCCUCGGAUUUGAAACGUUCCCUUGCUAAGCACAAUCAACAUUCAUUUUGGUUCUGUUUUUGAUGGUUUGUUAUCACAGUGCUUUUAUUUUAUUUUAUUUUUACAAGAAAGAGAUCUGGGGAGAGAAAACAGCUGUUUACAUUGUUAAAAUUAGCAAAAUCUGUCAUUUAGAAGUAUGUCGUCUUAAAGACAUGUCUACUUAAUGUUAAAAGUCAUGCUUAGCCCAUUAAGACUAUAUUAAGCCUGCAGGUGCUGUAAAGAACACAGUUUAAUGCAGUCCUAAUUGAUUUAUUGAGUGUACUGAUGACUUAAACAUUAAUGUGAAAUCAUGUGUUCAUGGUAAUGUGGGCCAUUCCAGUGCAUAGAGCUACGUUCUUCGUUUUCAUUUUCCUUGAUAAUUAAAAAACACUUUAAAAUAGCCGCGAUUAAAUUAGUCUGUUUGGGGUAAUUUCAUUUAACCAACACAAGCAGGUCUGCCAGACCAGCUCGUAAACAAGUUGCCAGAUCAUGUGUUCUUUAUUGACCCAUGAGGUGUGAUUGUAAUCAAAGGCAAGCAGCAGUAUUUUACCUUGGGCAGUUUGCUAUAACACUAACAAGGGUUUAGUCACAUCUGCUGCAGCUCUGUGUCAGGAAGAACUAUUCAGGGUUUUAUUAAUCUGUUUUUUGUUUAAAAUUCAUAACAUUGCUUCAGAGAAAAAAAUGGGUUUAGCAAGCAAACAAAUCAUUGUGUUACUUUUUAUCUAGAAUUAAAGAAUUAACAUGCAUGAUUUUCAUGCAACUUAUUUUAUCACAACAAUUUAAUUUAAUAUGGUAAAUGGAACAAUUGUUAAAUAAGUACUAACUGUUUCUACUGGGCAUGUGAGCGGUGAUCAAACCCUAUGGUGCUAUGCAUAAUCCUUUAUUUAAUAUCUACACCAUAAAUCAUAGCAAUAGGGAUUAAGUGUAUUACAGGACUGUCCAGAAUGCUCAUUUUUAUAUUCACCAAGGGCUGUGGCAAACUUUUGAUAAGAAUAGAGAUUUAAACCUAUUAUAAUGCAAGAGAAAAAAUAAUUUUCCACCAGUGGAAAAAUAUUCAUAUUUCAUGUACUUUGUUGAGAGACUAUAAUUAGAACAAAAAUAUCCCCUUAACAAGUAUUGCUUCCUUUUCCCUAUUGGAGUAAAUUACUGUAUGUUAAUAGAAGUUUAUUUGGCCUCUGAUCUGAGAUGAGGACAAUUUAUGAGCAACGUUUAAAUAAAUUAUGGCUUAGAGGUACAGUAAGUCUUUUAUCAGUUGAGUCUGUGUAAAUCCAUAACAUAUAACAUAUAUUUCACUUUUUCUGUACUUAUUUGGUCGUUUUUCUAUUUAUAAAUUUGCAUCACUCAGAAUUUCCUAACAACAAACUGAAAUCUAACUUUAUUUCAAGAUGGAAUGAAAGAUAAAAUACACUGUAGUGGAAAAAAAUAAAUAAAUAAAUGACUGACGUGCCAUCAUAACUAUUACUAAGUUACCCGAUGUGAAAGCUAGUUGUCAAAAAUUGAGAAACCGUAGUUAUGCUCCCAGGUUGUGGCCUUUUGGAGGUUGUUGCAGACAUACUUAUUUUCUUCACCUGCGUGGCCUCGUCUAGCUAUAUUACUAUGUUGCAUCCAUGUGGCACUAUAGUUAACUGUGCUUUAAAGAACCCAUGCCCUUGAUAAAACUACAGUAGACUCACAAAUGAGUCCAUAAGACAAGCCAUUCAAAUAUAUAGGAAGAUUAUAGCUUGUAUUAUCGAUAUCAUGAAAUAAAUCAAAUAAAUGGCAUUAGCAUCAAAAAUGUAUUGUACGUUGUAUUUUUUUGUAAUAACUUUAACGCCAUACCGCCAUACCAAACCAAAACUCAACAGCAACCUAGCAAUUGCAAAAAUCUGCAUGGUGUAUGGAAGACUGCAUGAGCUUAGCCUUUCAAAACUGAGGAUCAACUAUAUUCUGGUUGCAUCAUUUUUUUAAGCCCUUGCUGUCAUUUGUUCCUAAAGCCAUCUUCAUUAUUUAUACGCCAACGUUGUUCCCUUUUCUUUAGGAAAAAUUCUUUAAUCCGUCAAACUCCACUGAUCAGAUAUUUGUAUUCGGGUUAUUUAUUUAUUUAUGCUUCAUUUUGCUGUUUGCUUUCAGGAUGCUGAAUGACACAACUCAUGCAUUAUAAUGUCAUGGAAGUGAUGCAUUUGAUGAAACAUUUAAUUCCGCCAAAAAAGAAAGCAGGACCCCAAACUAGAGUCCAUGCAGUGAUUACGUACUGACCAUCUCAGCUACAUGUUUAUGUUAGACAGAUGAUGACUCCAUGUAAAUGUUUGUUCCGUGUACAUCAGGUCAAACUGUUCAUGUUGUCUUCACAUGUUUCUGUAAGUUUUCUGUCUUCAUUAUGCUAAAUUGUGUUAAAAUGUUUUCAUUUUGUUGUACAUUGACAAAGGCAUGGUCUGUGAUCUAUGCAAGGGUUCUUUUGUUUCUUAUGUCAAAUAUGAUUUGAUCAUACAUCCAAAUCAAUAAAUUUUUAAUUAGCAGCUGUCAGGUGUAUUCUGGUUACUGGUUUUUGGAGACUGUGGCACAUUUUCAAAUCAUUUAGCUUUGAGUAAAUGACACUUUCAGAAAACUGUCACUGGGGCAAAAAAA